Messenger RNA from Plectropomus leopardus (leopard coralgrouper), 3393 nucleotides. Its product is annotated as nuclear receptor subfamily 1 group D member 1-like. The record is from RefSeq and is a predicted model, not a curated record. Gene Ontology annotation, molecular function: zinc ion binding; nuclear receptor activity; RNA polymerase II cis-regulatory region sequence-specific DNA binding. Lineage: Eukaryota; Metazoa; Chordata; Actinopteri; Perciformes; Serranidae. Gene Ontology annotation, biological process: cell differentiation; negative regulation of transcription by RNA polymerase II; positive regulation of transcription by RNA polymerase II.
GAUCCCUGAUACUCAUCGACAAACAAAAGAGGAGGAAAAAAAAAACUGGUCACAUUUCUCAGGCACCUGAAAACGUGCUGGUUAUUUUAAGACUCGUGUUGCUUAUUGAUGAGUGGGGAGUGUUUAAACUACUUCCACUCCGGUCAUGUUUUGAUAGUGACUGUACAUGGCAAGCAGCUGAACGCGACGGGACCUCUGUAACAUAGAGAAGCCCUUUUACAGUUGAUAUUUUACCACAGGCUGGCAUCAUAAGGUGUGCAGACGGAGAGCCGAGCAGCGCGUCUCGGAGAUUAUUUUGGAUCAACUAGAGAUAAUAUUCUCUUCAUUUCCUUUUUUUAAAAAAGAUAAUAUAUAUUCGACUUUUUCUUCGCUUCCCGGGUAUUCUUAACACCCCAGAUGCCCUGCGCACACCGCUGCUGCUCUAAGCUUUUGGAUACUCUCUUAAUGCCUUGGCGGUUCUUGACUAUUUCACCUGUAUCAACCAAACUCCUCGGUAGCAAGCAAAGGCAGUCAGACCAGAAGUAGACGCCCAGAAUAAAACAGCGAAGGAACAAGCGAACAACAUCGAUCAUCCAGGAAACAUGGAAAACAGUCCCGGUGGUGGUGUUAUCCUGUACGCCGGCUCGUCCGGCAGUGCCAGCCCGAGUCCUGGAAGCCCUUCAAGUGGAUACCAGACUCAGUCGCCCUCCUCCCACUCGCAGCCCUCAUCCCCAGAGGGUGUCUCCUUUCAGGAGAUUGGGCCCCUGAAGCAGAGAGGGGAACGGAGGAGAAGGACUCCUUCCCCGAAAUUGGUCUUCCAGUUUCCAGAAGUAAACAAUGCUCCCGUCGCCCAGAUAACCACGGUAUCAUCGGCGACCUACAGCCAUCCCACUGUGGCCAAAAGACCUUGUGGUUUCACUGGCACGUUCACCAAGACUGGAGGUAUGGUGCUUCUGUGUAAGGUGUGCGGAGACAUUGCGUCCGGGUUCCAUUAUGGCGUGCACGCCUGCGAAGGCUGCAAGGGUUUCUUCAGACGCAGCAUUCAGCAGAACAUCCACUACAAGAUGUGUGUGAAGAAUGAGAACUGUCUCAUCAUGCGCAUGAACAGAAACCGGUGCCAGCACUGCCGCUUCAAGAAGUGUCUCUCCGUGGGCAUGUCCAGAGAUGCUGUGCGUUUUGGGCGUAUUCCCAAACGGGAGAAGCAGAGACUCUUGGACGAGAUGCAGAGCUACAUGAACAGUCUCAACGAAUCAGCUUCCAUGGAGAUGGAGGUGUCGCCUCCUCCUGAUGCCCCCUGCAGUCCGCAGAACCAGACGAGUGAAGGAGCGGGCUCCAUAUCACAGUGUUACCGCAGCAACGUAACAAACAGAGACGAGAAACCACUCAAGAUGGCUGCCGGGAACAGCAACAUCGGCACUUCUCCCUCCUUCCAGAACAACUCGGCGCAGGAACCUUCCCUGUCGCACUCAGCAACCCAGACUCACCACACGGCUAACGGGGAGCAGCCGAGCUACCACGACCCCUCAAACUGCCCCGUUUCCUCCACCAACAAUGAAAACUCCACCAUCACUGACAACGCUAAGUACACCUUCCCCUCCAAUCAGAACCAGUGCCCCGUCACUGGCCGCCUCUCGUCACAGUCCUACCCAGCCAAUCAGAACAGUUACCCAGCCGGUAAUUCCCAGAACCAAGGUCCCUGCCCCUGGAAGCUAAACGGAGGAGCCAAAGUGCUGGCAUGUCCACUCAAUUCAUGUCCCGUGGCUCCGGCCAGUCGCUCCAGUCAGGAGGUAUGGGAGUCUUUCUCCCAGUGCUUCACCCCGGCCGUUAAAGAAGUAGUGGAGUUCGCAAAGAGCAUCCCUGGCUUCCAGUCUCUCAGUCAGCACGAUCAGGUCAUGCUGCUCAAGUCCGGAACUUUCCAGGUUCUGAUGGUGAGAUUCUGCUCGCUGUUUGACCCCAAGGAGAGGACGGUGACCUUUCUCAACGGGCAGACAUACUCGCUGGCAUCACUAAGGGCUCUUGGCAUGGGCUCCUUACUGGACGCCAUGUUUGAAUUCAGCGAGAAGCUCGGAUCUUUGGGUCUGGAGCCGGACGAGAUGGCUCUCUUCAUGGCUGUUGUGCUGGUUUCUGCUGAUCGCUCUGGUAUAGUGGAGGUUGGAGCAGUGGAGCAACUGCAGGAGAACCUAAUAAGAGCCCUGCGCUCCCUCAUCACCAGUCGGCGUCCGGAUGAUAGCACCCUCUUCCCAAAGCUGCUGCUACGUCUGCCGGACCUGCGUACCCUGAACAACCACCACUCUGACAAGCUCUUAGCCUUCCGCAUUGAUCCUUGAGUUUGCAGAGCUCAAACUUCCUGAGGUGUCUGCUUUGGGGAGCCUCCCUGCUCCCCGUGCAAGCCUGGCUUGCUGCGUACAGUUCACCGGCCUCUGCGUGAUGGACAGUUGUUGUGGGAGCUGUGCCAAGUCUGGUUCACGAGAGACCGAACUUUGGGGAAAAAAAUAUCAGUGAAGGAUGUCGGCACAGCAGGAGGUGGAGGCUCCUGAACUCAAACUGAUUCCUCCUCCAGCUCCAGGGUCGCUUCAAAAAAACAUUAAAACAUAGACCGUGUUCUUCCUCGCGUUCUUUGAGUCAACAUCAAACCACCUAGUCAUCACCCUCUCCCUCUGGGAGUUUGUGCUGGAGACCAAAAAGAAGAAAGGACCUGUUGUUCCUCACUAGACUUUGUCCUCCUGCCCCGGCCCGCAAAGCUAACUAGAGGGAAGCACAUACAGUCGCCCAGAGGGAAAGGAACAUGUACAAACAUUCAGCAACCAUGAUUUCUUUACUGUACAUUCAUAUGUAAAGGGCACCUUCCAUACAUUAAGAAAGACCUCUUAAAUCAAUAUAUAACAUAGCAAUAGAAAUGUCUAAUACACAGUUGGGAGGACGGUUUGCGUGUGCCGUUGAUACUACAUAAGCUAUUUUCACAACAUGUCACCAUGUGGGAAAUCUUUAUAAAAAUAAUCACCCAUUUGUGAUUGAGAAAUGUAUAACAUUUUUAAGAAAUGAAAGUAAAUUGCAUUGUAUUUGUAUGCGGUAAUCAGGGAGAAAUUAUUGGUCAUUUUAGACCACGUCUGAUGGGAUAUAUGUUACGGUGUAUUUUCUGUACAUUUUGUAUAUAACCUUUAUUCUUGGUCCUCAUUAGUUUGCAGAUUCUUGGAUAUGUAAAUGAAGUUAGUAUUGAAUUAUUGUAUGACAUCACACAUAUAGAUUGCUCUAAAGAGAAAGCAGCAUUUGAACCUGAGUUUAAACUUUUUAUUUGAAGAUAUAUAUAUAAUUGAAAUAAAUGUAUUGUCGACUGACUGCAUCACCUUGUGAAUAUUUUGUAAAUGUUUUAUGGUGACACCAUAGAGAACCAUUAUUAAAUAAUGUUAAACAAAA